AAACAGUUUAGAUGAAAGUGAAAUACAGCAGCUUCAUUUAGUGAAGUGAGGAACAUAAAGUCCUUCGGGAGAGAAAGACGUGAAACUCUGUUUAGUGAAGAGAGGAACUCGGUGAGUCUCGGGGAACGCUGGCCUUUUUGUGAUGAGAGGAUUAAAAAUAGUUAUUGUAUGUGAAGUCACUGAAGUACCACAGUACACGUCCUGCCUUAGUGACUAGAGACUUUUCAGAUGGAAACGUCCACCCCAGCUCACACUGGUCCUGUUCAGACCAACAUGACAGCUAAGACAGGAGGAGCCAUCUGUGCUCCUGUUCUCCAGGGGAAUAAUAUUCAAGGCCCAGUGAAUGUUACCUUUAUUCAGAGAGUUCAGGAAGUUUCCAGUUCAAGCCCCAGUGCAGUUCAGGCUGGAGGCUCUCCUGGUGCUGCUGCUCUCACUGAAGAUUUGAUCACUAUAUACAAACAAGAACUGGAGAAGAAAUUUUGCAGGUUUAAUGAAGGAAUCUCCCAGCAUGGAAGAUCAACCCUUCUGAGUGAGAUCUACACAGAACUCUACAUCACAGAGGGAUUGAGUGGAGAGGUCAAUAAUGAACAUGAGGUCAGACAGAUUGAGGCAGCAUCCAGGAGACCAGCAACACAGGAGAAACCCAUCAAAUGCAAUGACCUCUUUAAAGACAGACCCAUCAGAACUGUGCUGACUACAGGAGUUGCUGGAAUUGGAAAAACAGUCUCAGUGCAGAAGUUCAUUCUGGACUGGGCUGAAGGAAAAGCAAACCAGGACGUCCACUUCAUAUUUCCACUUCCUUUUAGGGAACUCAGUUUGAUAAAGGAAAGGCUCAAGCUGAUGGAGCUUCUUCAUUGCUUUUUCCCAGAAAUAAAAGAACUGAGAUCAGUAGACAGUAAUGCCCACAGAGUCAUGUUCAUUUUUGAUGGUCUGGAUGAGUGUCGACUUCCUCUAGAUUUCCAGAACAAUGAGAGCUUGUGGAAUGUAACAGAUUCAGCCUCAGUGGAUGUGCUGCUGACAAACCUCAUCAAGGGGAACCUGCUUCCCUCUGCUCUCCUCUGGAUAACCUCUCGACCAGCAGCAGCAAAUCAGAUCCCUCCUGAAUGUGCUGACCUGGUAACAGAGGUACGAGGGUUCAGUGACCCUCAGAAAGAGGAGUACUUCAGGAAGAGAAUCAGUGACCAGAGCCUGGCCAAUAAAAUCAUCUCACACAUGAAGUCCUCAAGAAGCCUCUACAUCAUGUGCCACAUCCCAGUCUUCUGUUGGAUUACAGCCACUGUUCUAGAGAGAGUGUUGGGUGGAGCAGAGAGUGGAGAGAUCCCCAAGACUCUGACUCAAAUGUUCACCCACUUCCUGAUCUUUCAGAUCAAACACAAGGACCAAAAGUACCAUGGGAAAUGUGACACUGAUCCUCAGCAGACUAGAAAGAUGAUUCUGGCAGUGGGAAAACUGGCUUUGCAACAGCUGGAAAAAGGCAACCUGAUCUUCUGUGAGGAAGACCUGAGAGAGUGUGGUAUUGAUGUCAGAGAAGUGUCAGUGUGCUCAGGAGUUUGUACCCAGAUCUUCAGAGAGGAGUUUGGGCUGCACCUGGGGAAGGUGUUCAGCUUUGUGCACCUGAGUGUUCAGGAGUUUCUGGCAGCUUUAUAUGCAUUUCUCUGUUUCAUCAGCAGAAAUAAAACAAAACCACUGACCACUGAUCUCUCUGUCAUUUUCAAAAAGUCAAAAAUGUCAGACUUCCUCAAGUCUGCAGUAGACAAGGCCUUAAAAAGUAAGAAUGGACACCUGGACCUUUUCCUCCGCUUCCUUCUGGGCCUCUCACUGGAGUCCAAUCAGACUCUCUUACAAGGCCUAUUGACCCAGACAGGAAGCAGCUCUCACAACAAAAAGGAAACAGUCCAGUACAUUAAGGAGAAGAUCAGGAAGAAUCCCUCUCCAGAGAAAUCCAUCAAUCUGUUCCACUGUCUGAAUGAACUGAAUGAUCAUUCUCUAGUGCAGGAAGUGCAAACAUACCUGAGUAAAAGCAGUUACGACCGUCUCUGUGGAGCUAAGCUCUCUCCUGCUCAGUGGUCAGCUCUGGUGUUUGUGUUGCUGAACUCAGAAGAGGAGCUGGAUGAGUUUGACCUGAGUAAAUAUAACAAGUCACAGGAAUGUCUGCGUAGACUUCUACCAGUGAUCAAAGCAUCUAGAAAAGCUGUGCUGAGUGACUGUAAUCUCACAAAGAAAAGCUGUGCAGCUCUGUCUUCAGCUCUCAGCUCAGAGAACUCUAGUCUGAGAGAUCUGGACCUGAGUCACAAUAAACUAAAGAAUUCAAGAAUGAAGCUUCUCUCUGCUGGACUGGAGAAUCCACACUGUAAACUGGAGAUACUGAGGCUGAAGCACUGUAGUAUUACAGGUGACAGCUGUGUUACUCUGUGUAAAGCUCUAAAAUCAAACCCAUCUCACCUGAGAGUGCUGGACCUGAACUUCAAUAAACCAGGAGAGUCAGGAGUGAAGGAGCUCUCUGAUCUACUGGAGAAUCCACACUGUAAACUGGAGAAACUAGAACUGUGGGACUGUAGUAUUACAGAUGAAGGCUGUGUUGCUCUGUUUAAUGCUCUAAAAUCAAACCCAUCUCACCUGAGACAGCUGAACCAGGACUACAAUAAACCAGGAGAGUCAGGAGUGAAGAAGCUCUCUGAUCUACUGGAGGAUCCACAUUGUAAACUGGAGAAACUACAGCUGUUUAACUGCAGUAUUACAGAAGAAGGCUGUGUUGCUCUGUUUAAAGCUCUAAAAUCAAACCCAUCUCACCUGAGAGAGCUGGAACUCAACCACAAUAAAUCAGGAGAGUCAGGAGUGAAGGAGCUCUCUGAUCUACUGGAGGAUCCACACUGUAAACUGGAGAAACUAGAGCUGCGUAACUGCAGUAUUACAGGUGAAGGCUGUGCUGCUCUGUUUAAAGCUCUAAAAUCCUCAUCUCACCUGAGAGAGCUGGACCUGAGCGACAAUAAACCAGGAGAGUCAUUAAAGAAGGAGCUUCCUGAUCUACUGAAGGAUCCACACUGUAAACUGGAGAAACUAGAGUGAGUUACUAACUUACUGUCUCAAUUUU
This is a messenger RNA of Colossoma macropomum (tambaqui), 3091 nucleotides long. RefSeq names its product NLR family CARD domain-containing protein 3-like. The record is from RefSeq and is a predicted model, not a curated record. Gene Ontology annotation, molecular function: protein binding. Lineage: Eukaryota; Metazoa; Chordata; Actinopteri; Characiformes; Serrasalmidae. The coding region runs from base 229 to 3066 and encodes 945 amino acids. The transcript is spliced from 9 exons.